Messenger RNA from Poeciliopsis prolifica (blackstripe livebearer), 4552 nucleotides. Its product is annotated as adenylate cyclase type 8. NCBI's taxonomy places the organism in Eukaryota, Metazoa, Chordata, Actinopteri, Cyprinodontiformes, Poeciliidae. Gene Ontology annotation, molecular function: adenylate cyclase activity. Gene Ontology annotation, biological process: adenylate cyclase-activating G protein-coupled receptor signaling pathway; intracellular signal transduction; cAMP biosynthetic process. The transcript has 21 exons. Gene Ontology annotation, cellular component: plasma membrane. Bases 317 to 3883 code for a protein of 1188 amino acids. The record is from RefSeq and is a predicted model, not a curated record.
UGUUGACUUCAUUUCAAACGCGUCCAGGUGGUGACCUAACUUACCGGAAGCGAGUUCACACAUCUUUGAUGGGAAGAUAACUUUAGUGCCGGAGAGUCCUCUUUACCUCAGGAUUUACACUAUUCUUUUUUCCCUGUAUGGGAUACAUCUUUAUUAUGAUAUCUGUCUACGAUUGCUGUCCAAUGGAGUCAGCAGAAGUGGAUUAUGACAAGCUGGUUACAUCUAUCCUAGGACAAGUGCUGGAUUUGAGGAGUGGGGGCAUAAUAUGUAAAACAAAAGAGUCUUCAGCUUCCUCCUGAUCUAAGCCCACCGGGUGAUGCCAGCUGAGGUCACCAUGGUGACCUAUGCUGACACCAGGCAGGUCUCUCCGAUGGAGCUUCAUGAACCUCCAUGUCUGAGUGCCACACUGUCUCCUGGGCUCAGGCGGAAAAAGAUGCUGUGGCAGAACGCAGUGAAACACAUCGUUACCCAACAAGAGCUCAGCUCUCAGGUGGGCGUGGAACCAGCUCGAAAAAUCUUUGUGACUGAUACCUACAUCGAUGAGAUCAACAAUCAAAUCCGCAGCAACGCCUCCCGGGGAGUCACAAAACGCCGCUCCUCCAUAUUCAGAGUCCAUAGUCGAACCUCCACCAGCACGCAUGGCAGCAUCAGGGUUCCAACGCAGCACUACACCAGCGACGCUGACUUCUUUGUCCACUGGUGUAACACUGUUCACAGUGUUUACAUACCCAUGCUGGGGCACACCUUCAAAUCCCGCGAUCUGGAGAAACUCUACCAGCAAUACUCCUCUCACCAGAGGAGGAACUCUCUCGCCAUCACCAAUGUAAUCGAUGCAGUGACUAAGCUCCACAUGUUGGUUCUGUAUCUGGCACUGGCCCCGGAUGCUGUUACGGAUCGUUUGCGUGGCUAUUUGACUGGCAUCUUCAUGGUGCUAGCUAUAGCUCUUUGCAUUCUGGUAUUAACCUGCAAAGACUCCAUGUCCCCACAGUGGCUCCAUUAUGCUGGCAUUGCAAGUUGGCUGUCACAGACCACACAGAUCCUAGGGGGCCUGGCCUAUGGACUAGAAAAAGACCCAUCAUGGUAUAUUUUGUUCACAUUGUUUGCAACAUACACAUUGCUGCCAUUACCUCUGCUGUGGGCAAUGUGUGCUGGCUUCCUCACCCCAAUACUGCACAUUUUGAUGGAGAUAUGGUUCCACUACAAUGAUGCUUUGCUUUUGAAUAAGGUGUUUGCCAAAGGCCUGCUGUACAUGGGCAUGAACACAGCUGGCUUGUUCAUCCAUUAUCUGACAGACCACUCCCAGCGGCAGGUUUUUCUGGAGACGCGGCGCUGCAUUGAGGGUCGCCUUAAACUUGAGCAAGAGAACCAAAGACAGGAGCGACUGGUCCUGUCAAUCCUCCCUCGUUUUGUUGCUUUAGAAAUGAUCGCUGACAUGAGCGCCCUGGAGAACGAACUCAACCCUCACGAGUUUCAUAAGAUCUACAUCCACCAGUAUAAAGAUGUCAGCAUUCUUUUUGCAGACAUUAAGGGCUUCACCCAGUUGUCUAUAAACCUAUCAGCCAAGGAAAUGGUUCUAACCCUUAAUGAGCUCUUUGGACGCUUUGACCGACUCGCUGAGGAGCAUCACUGUUUGCGGAUAAAGAUACUGGGAGACUGUUACUAUUGUGUUUCAGGAGUACCGGAGCCGCAGCUUGCUCAUGCACGUCACUGCGUAGAAAUGGGCCUGGCUAUGAUCAGCACAAUACGACUCGUCCAGAAGCACCUGAACUUUGACUUGAACAUGAGGAUUGGUAUCCAUUCCGGCUCCGUCCUCUGUGGGGUGCUGGGCUUGCAGAAAUGGCAGUUCGAUGUCUGGUCCUGGGAUGUGAGCAUUGCCAACAAGCUGGAAGCAGGAGGAAUACCUGGACGUAUCCACAUCUCCAGGGCCACCCUGGAUUGCCUGGGAACUACAUACAAGACAGAAGACGGUCAUGGUCGUGACAGGAAUGAGUUUCUGCGAAAGCACAACAUCGACACCUUCCUUAUUUGUCCUCAAGAAGGCAGGACUCAAGACGACCAUCCCGAGCCCAUUAAAGUCCAGAAGAACAUUCGGACCUGGAACCCAGAAGUCCCUUUUGGUCAUGCUAUCGAUAUGAACUGCAUUCUGGCCUCUUUCACCAACGGCUCUCUGCCCAGUUUAUGGCAGUGCACCUCCAGAGAGAUAAACAAACGCAUCAAACACGCUAUCGAGGUUCGAAGCAGCGAGCGCAUGCGCAAGGAGCACAUCACUGCUCUGACCCUGGUGUUCAAAGACACACACUUAGAGAACAAGUUCUCCCAGAUCAGAGAUGAAAUGUUUAACUCCAACAUGGUCUGCUCCUUCAUCGUGCUCCUCUUCCUCAUGGCUGCCCAGGCCAUCAUUCCUACUCCCAGAAUGUUCCCCGCUGUCCUCCAGUUUUCCCUCUUUCUUCUUGCCUAUUUGCUACUGCUGCUGGUUGCCCUGGCCGAGGAGUUCAAGUGGACUCCAGCCGCUUUGCAGAAGUUCUGCUGCUGGAUCCAUGAAAACAACAGCGCCCGAAACCUCCUCACUCUCACAGCCAUCUUCACCAACUUUAGCUUGGCGUCGACAGACUUGGUGUGGUGUGUCCUAACAGCCUCUGGAGAAGCUGACAUUAUGGAGAAGAAGAGCCCAGGCUCACAUUCAUUCUCCAUCUGCAUUUAUCCUGAGAUCUUCGUGCUGAGUGGCGUGGUCGCCAUGGUGACGUGUGCCGUGUUUCUGCGCCUGAACUCCCUGCUGAAGCUGGCGGUGCUGCUGCUGGUGGUGAUGGUGUACUCCUACCUCAUACACCUCGCCUUUGUCACGCUCACACGUAGCGACGCCCAGCACAGGUCCCACUAUAUCAGGAGAAAAUGUAUUUCUAUUCUUCUCAUGGCGAUGUUUAUUGUAGCUGUCUUCUACAACGGGCGGCAGUGGGAGGCCACUGCCAGACUGGACUUCUUGUGGCGUCUGCAGGCUCAGCAGGAGGUGGAGGACAUGAGGGAGCUGCGAGAACACAACGAGUGUUUGUUGCACAACAUCCUGCCCUUGCAUGUCGCACAGCAUUUUCUGGAGCGCAGCAGACACGAUGAGGACCUUUAUUCCCAGUCCUACGAUGAAGUGGGUGUUAUGUUUGCUUCUGUUGCCGGGUUUGAUGAGUACUUUGAGGAGAAGGAGGUCAAACAUGAAGGAGUGGACUGUCUCCGACUGCUUAACGAGAUCAUAGCCGGCUUCGAUGAGCUAUUGGAGGAAUCUUACUUCCACUACGUGGAGAAGAUCAAGACAAUUGGAAGUUGUUACAUGGCAGCGUCUGGUUUAGCUCCAAACAAACAGGGAUCAUUGGAUGAGUGGAAUCACUUGAGUGAGCUGGUUUUGUUUGCUUUGGCGAUGCAGGAGAUUUUAAGAGAGAUAAACAACCACUCUGCCCAAAGCUUUGGGCUGCGUGUGGGUAUUGCCCACGGACCGGUGAUUGCAGGUGUGAUCGGUGCCAGCAAACCCCAGUAUGAUAUCUGGGGAUCGACAGUAAACUUGGCCAGUCGCAUGGACAGCACAGGUGUGAGCGGACGCAUUCAGGUUCCUGAGGCCACCCGUAAGAUCUUGGCAGAAUGGGGAUUUGUUCUGGAACUUCGAGGAGAGAUAUUUAUUAAGGGGGUAAGUGAAUGCCACGGGAAAGUUCGUACAUAUUUCAUAACCACCAUGCGCAGUAAAAGGGGCAGAGUUGGAGGAGAGAAGUGUUCAGCGGGCCAAGCGGGAGGUCGCAUGACCCUGGCCGAAGUGGUGCACGGCCUCGUCCAGGCCAGGCACAAGGAGAAGAUGAGAGAAGCCAAUGGGAACUUUGGUUUAACCCCCAGCAAACUGCAGUGCUGAGCGCUGCAGGAAGUAAACCAAAUGGUCCAAAAAUGACGUUUCUCCAAGUUUACAGGACAAAGUAAAAACUUGCCAAAAAUUCUUGUUCUGGUUUCCUCUGCACUCCUCCGACUCCGAAGCUGUUUGUGACUUCUUAAUCUAUGUGGUAAAGGUUCAGAGUGGUGUUGUCUGAAUAUUGCUUUGAAAUUGACUUGAAAACAAUUUUUAUGCCAUUUUAUUUAGUUCAGGAAAAGCCAACGAUUCUUUGCUGGAAUAAUAUUCUGGCAAGAUGACAGACUUUUGAACCAAAACACAGAAUACCUCAAGAAGACCAGCUCAAAAGGCCUAUUAAACUGUGAACAAAUGUUUUCACUUUAUUGUUCUUCACCUAUUUAGUACCUUUAACAGGUACAUUCUGUCUGUUCAUGUUAUCUCCUGUUUGGUUUCUCUUUUUUUGUCUUUGUAUAAAUGAAAAACUCAUGUAACUCUUCUCUUUUUGUAAAACAAAUUAUAAAGAAUGUAACUUGUUUAAUUAACCAUAUAUUUUAUAACAGACUUGAUGCAGUAGGUGCUUGUUAUUUUGUGCUCUUAUUGUGCAGUCAUAAUAAGUAAUAUACAGAUGUUUUUUUUUUAAAGCAAAAUAUUUCUGUUCAUUUUACAGAUAUGCAUUGUAUUUAUUUUUCUAUAAUU